AUGAAAGAAGUUCAGCUUGCGAAGCACGUCGACGCAGCCCUGGAAUACUUGUGCAACGGUGACGGAAGGGUUUUGCUGCUCCACUACUCAAACACCGACGUUGCAGUGUCUUUCUUUGAAACCACGAUUCGCAGACUGGGCGGGUUGCUCGGCGCCUACCACUACGCAUUGCACCAAAUAUGAUGUCCGGGUGUGGAGAAAUGCAAUGUUGUUGUUUUCGGCCACGGCGCCGCCUGUGCAAAUAUUUGUCUUGCGUGAGUAAGUAGCAAAACGUGGCUAGUUGUUGUCGCGGACAUGAAAAAUAAGUUUGUAUAGUACGGAGGAAUUGUUGCAUUUGCUUUUGCAGCUUUCUGAAAGCGCAGCUGCAGAAGAACCUGUGCUUCUGUGCCACGCACUGCUGCAUACAUCGUGUGUUAUACGACGCCUGUAUCUGACGUCAACUCCAGACCCAGAUCGAUGUUUGCUGUGGAUAACUACAUUUGGCAGCUGCAGCGAGAACAGCAACUGGGGCAGUGGUACGGCAGGGCGGCAAACACUGGGAGCAACAGUUUCUAUGGCAGCAUAACUUCGAGUUCCAAAUCCAAAAGCAGUUUUGCUGUUGUCGAGAAACAAGAAAGAGAACAAAAUGAUGAACUUUUUGAUGUGCCCACGACUAGUGUGAAUGCGAAUCGAGGAAUAUACCGUCAGCGAGACUAUAGCGCCUGCUUUGAGGAUCUGAUCCGGGACACCACAGUGAAGUUGCAACCCGCUUUUGUCCAAUUUGCACCGCCAGGCGGUGGCGAGCGUCAACAUAAUGGCGGCACAUUUGGAGCCGUAUCGUAUUUCGUGCGCGGUGAAGUCAGUCUGGGGAUUCCAAACAACGGCACGCAGCAAAGCUCCGGAGGGCGGACCAACCUCGGCCUGGCGGAGGCGGGGUCGAAUAUUCUCGAGUUUCAGGACGCAGCGGCUGUGCUGCAAUCCUGGGAGCUUGCGGCCAAAGCCGAGCGCUUGAUGCAGGAUAUCAGCGAUAUGCAAUGCAAAUGACCCCGGGGCGGUUCGGAAACCUGUAGUGGUGGAGGGCAUUUCGCAACACACCUCCAAGCGCAUCGAAGCACGACACAUUUUUCAGCCCGUUUCUCAUGCGUAGAGCGCAUGGUGCUCAUUGUUGUACUUACAUUUUUUUUUAUUUUUUGGAAGAAAUAAACUUUUGGUCAUGCUAUGCAAAGCAGAUCUAUAUACAUCGCGCAUUCAGUUUUCCGGACGCUGGCGCAUUUGCUGCUGAUAAGUGCGGAAGUUCAGCAAUUUGUGCAUCGAUCCGGCCGCCGGAACGAGCUUCCCGGAAGGAUGCUGCACCCUACAAGCGAGAUUCGGCCCGGCCCGUUUUCUUCGACCAUCGGGGGUUUUCAGCCCACCGCACGAAAUGCGUCGUCCAUUCACACGACGCUCUUUCGCUUCAACGGGGAGCCGACCAUAUCUGCGGGCACGGACAGUUACUACGAGUACCUGCUGAAAGCGUGGCUGGUAGCAAACCCAGACGGUGGCGGCGCAAAUUAUGGCGUUCUCAAACGUUCCAUUCUCAAUUGCCACAUGAUUUGCCAUGCAAAACAACCAUGAGCCACCGCACCCGACGACCAAGCUGCUUCGCCUGACAAACUCUCGAUGGGCUAAGCAGCGUCUAAAUCUGUACCAAAUCUGUCAUGCAGCACGCGCAAGCCCCUCCCUUUCACUUUUGCCAUUCUUGCGUCACAAAUUCAUGCAGCAGUUGAGGGUGUAACAGUUCCAGUUGAGAACGCCAUACAGAUGUGGGUGGUGAAGGCGAGGAGACCACAUUCUCGUCCUCGGCGCGCAAAAAUGACUACCUGCAUAUCUGUAUCCUGUUUGAAAACGUUGCCCCACGCCCACUACAAUUCAGAAUGAGUUCUUACAUCAAUCAGAGAAGGGUGCAAGUAGUGAGUAGACAUCGUUCAAAGCUUUAUUCCGGCUCCCUCGGUACUAUGACAAGUUUAAGUUGCGACCCGAGAUAGAUAUGGUUCGAGAGUUCCAUCGAGGAGCCUCGUGAUAGCAGCACAGGGUCACAUGUAUGAUGAGAAGCACCAGCUACCUAGGCACACGCAAAUUGCAAGCAGUACCUUCAAGCCGCGUGCUGCUGCCGUCGGUGCUUCUGUUUUCAAUUUUCGACUAGGCGGGGGGGGGGGACGUUUUGCGUCAGAAUAAAAUGGGUGGAUUCCAUGCGGGCGAUGCGAAGCCAGUUGUUGAGGCCAAUCCCAGACUUGCUUUCCGAAACUGCAACCAGCGGUACGCAGAAGCAAACCUUUUACUACCUCGCCGACACGCCGGGCGCUAGCACUAUGCAGCACUUGGGCUGCUAUGUUCCCGGAAUGAUGGUUUUGGGACUGUACGGCACUGAGCCGCAAGUACAAAGACAUCCAUCGCAAAUUGCAGCACCAAGGCCAAUGGACGGAAAUAUCACCGAACCGUGGGAAGGAGCUAGGAGAGUUCCGUUUCUUGUGCGAGCCGGCUUUUUGGCCGACCUCGAAGAGUUCAAUCACUUUCUGCAUACUGCGAAGCACCUGAUGCGUACCUGCCUGGCCUUCCACGACGCAGACCAGCGAUUCCUGGCGCCGGAGGUGGUGCGCUUCGUCCAGGGUGGCCAGAAAGCAACUGGCGCUGGUGGUAAUGGCAUGCAGAUUGUGGACGGGAAAAACCAGUUGCGACCGGAAAUUCUGGAAAGCCUAUUUUACUUUUACUACUUCGACGUGGACAUCUAUCGAACGAAAACAAAAAACUCGCGGUUGACGAUUUGUGGUUUUCGACAUUGUAGUGGUGCGAAGCCGCGGAAAACCAAAAAUAAAAAUGAUGCAAUGAUAUGUACUCAUCUAUGCAUCAAUACCGAUCAUAUUCAUAUUGCUUGGAACCAGGAAUAAAAAAACCGUAGAGGAAAACUUGUUUACGCCGCGCUUAGCCAAACAUUUACAGAGCUAGUACGUAAUAUGACAGGCGAUCGCGCUGAUCGAAGCACGGUAAUUUUGUUUCCCACAUCCCAGAUUUGAUCUGAGCAUGUUAUUCAUUCCAUUUUCGAUAAACAGACAGAGACACAUGAACAUCUUCUGUGUACCAGUAUGUCCAUUUUCUAGAGCUUGGCGUGCAAGAGUGGAAAUUCAUUCAUCGAAGACCCGGUUUUUUUCUUGGAUUCCGUCACGACGGACGAGCCUAUGAUUUCAUUUCCUCAUUGGGAAGACCUUUCGCAGGCGGCUUCAGGUGCAAGAGCGUCUUCACCCCCUGCUCCAACAAACCUCUCUCGGUCCCGAACCUACUACCAAAACUAUGCUUGGAAAAUUUUUUCGGCGUUCAAGCAGUUUGCCAAGGCGGAGCACGGCUACGCGAGCUCAAAAGUCGAAGCGCCAUACACGAAGGAUGACAAGGAGGAGUCUUUUUGGCUGGCGGAAACCUUAAAGUACCUUUACUUGAUAUUCCAACCGCCGAUCUUUAUGACAGGCGAUAUCACGGAAAACGAAAAGGUAAACGCGUCGUCUGGAGCCGGCGGCCUGGGAAUGAUUGACUUGGGAAAAUUUGUUCUUAAUACCGAAGCACACCUACGGAAUGCAAACUCUGUUAUGCGGCUCCGCCAAUUAAAUUUGCUUUGCCCACCCAAAAUAAUCCCCCAAUCUCAACCAUGAAGAUAUGGUCACCGUCACUCCACUUCAGAUAGACCACGCAUCAAUCAAUUUGAAUAAAGCAAUACCUGCGAGUGCGAAUAUGUGGUAGCUUGGUGUCGUGGUGCUGGUCGGCGCUUUUAUUGCUCGGAUAUCUGAAGAUCCGGUGGUGAGAAAACACUGCGAUUUGUUGAGCAGCCAAUUAUCCUUAUUUAUGUAUACGAAGUGCAUCGGGACGACGACGAGAACCACGUCCACUCACUUCGCCUACGACUCAUCAUGAAAUACAAAAACAAGGAAAAAUUUAAUGGCGGGGACAAUAUUGCUUUUCAUAAAACCCAGUGCGGCGGGGUUGA
Messenger RNA from Amoebophrya sp. A120, 3988 nucleotides. The record is from the annotation of a GenBank genome assembly. NCBI's taxonomy places the organism in Eukaryota, Dinophyceae, Syndiniales, Amoebophryaceae.